This is a messenger RNA of Tripterygium wilfordii, 2166 nucleotides long. Its product is annotated as probable polyol transporter 4. The coding region runs from base 276 to 1853 and encodes 525 amino acids. Gene Ontology annotation, molecular function: myo-inositol:proton symporter activity; carbohydrate:proton symporter activity. Gene Ontology annotation, biological process: transmembrane transport. The record is from RefSeq and is a predicted model, not a curated record. Gene Ontology annotation, cellular component: membrane. NCBI's taxonomy places the organism in Eukaryota, Viridiplantae, Streptophyta, Magnoliopsida, Celastrales, Celastraceae. The transcript is spliced from 2 exons.
UUUCUUAGCUGUUAUCACUGGUCCAAGUCGCAAUUUUUUUCCCAAUUUUGUUUUCCGAGUUAACAAUUAAUCUCCCCACAUCUUGGUCAUUUUGUCUCUGUUUCCUCUCUCCAGGGAAUGGAAAAGUAAACGUUUUUCUUUGCCUCUAGAUCUCAGGAAGGAGAGAAGACCAGUCUCUGCCUUCUCACAUAACACUGAAUUCGGAGAUACGAAUAUAUAGGUAUAUACAGUUGUCGAUAUACAAGGAAGAAUAGGGAGAGGGGGGUUUGGGGGAUAUGGGUUUGCAGGAGAAUGGGAAUGGAUUGGGGGGCAAGAACAAGUAUAGGAGGAUGGAAUCUGAUGGGGCAGAGGAUGAGGAUGUGGUGCUGACAAAUAAUGGGCAGCAAGAGGAGCUGAACGGGAUUAAGAAUAACCAAACCGGGAGAUUUGUGUUUGCUUGUGCCGUCUUUGCUUCGCUCAAUAGUGUGCUGCUUGGCUAUGAUGUCGGUGUUAUGAGUGGAGCAAUCAUAUUCAUUAAAGAGGACCUAAAGAUAUCAGAAGUACAAGAAGAAGUUCUUGUAGGAAUUUUAAGCAUAAUUUCACUUUUGGGUAGUUUAGCUGGAGGAAAAACUUCUGAUGUCAUUGGCAGAAAGUGGACUAUAGCUUUUGCCUCCUUACUAUUUCAGUGUGGUGCAGGCAUUAUGGCUCUUGCACCUAAUUUCACAGCACUUAUGAUUGGCAGACUCUUUGCUGGGGUGGGUAUAGGCUUUGGGCUUAUGAUUGCUCCUGUAUACAUUGCCGAGAUAUCACCCUCCGCAUCCAGAGGAUCUCUUACCUCAUUUCCCGAGAUCUUUAUUAAUUUAGGAAUACUUCUUGGAUACGUCUCAAACUAUGUUUUCUCCGGACUGUCAGCACACAUAAACUGGAGGAUCAUGCUUGGUGUGGGAAUCAUUCCCUCGGUGUUUAUUGGGUUUGCACUAUGUGUCAUUCCUGAAUCCCCGAGGUGGUUGGUGAUGCAGAACAGGAUUGAAGAAGCAAGAUUAGUUCUUUCAAAGACUAAUGAGAGCGAAAGAGAAGUUGAGGAGAGACUGGCAGAAAUAGAAUUAGCUGCUGGUGUUGCGAACACUGAUAAGGAUGAAGCAAAAGCUGUAUGGCGUGAAUUAUUAUAUCCUUCACCUGGUGUUCGGCGGAUGUUGAUAACUGGAUGUGGAAUACAGUGCUUCCAACAGAUUACAGGGAUUGAUGCAACAGUGUACUAUAGUCCCACAAUUUUUAAGGAUGCUGGGAUGACGGACAACACUCACAUUCUUGCGGCAACUGUUGCUGUUGGGUUUGCCAAAACCACAUUCAUCUUGGUCGCAAUACUUCUUAUCGAUAAAUUGGGUAGGAAGCCAUUGCUUUAUAUCAGCACAAUUGGAAUGACUAUCUGCUUAUUUGGUCUGAGCUUUACUCUCUCUUUCCUGGGGGAUGGAAAACUCGGGGCUGGCCUUGCAAUUUUAGCAGUUUGUGGCAAUGUUUCUUUCUUCUCCAUUGGGAUUGGCCCGAUCUGUUGGGUCUUAUCUUCUGAAAUCUUCCCUCUAAGGCUUCGAGCUCAAGCAUCUGCGCUUGGGGGUGUGGGAAGCAGGGUCAGCAGUGGCCUGGUUUCUAUGUCAUUCCUUACAGUGUCCCGUGCAAUUACUGUUGGAGGAACUUUCUUUAUCUUUGCGAUGAUUUCAGCCCUUUCUGUUGUUUUUGUCCAUACAUGCGUUCCAGAAACGAAAGGGAAAUCUCUGGAGCAAAUUGAAUUGCUCUUCCAAAAUGAAGGAGAAUGGCAAAGGGCCGAGGUCGCGGAGGUGGAAUUGGCUGAUGUUGAGCGUCUAGUACCAAAAGAAUAGAGUUUUCGUUAGGAUCACAAACCUCCGAUGGAGGCCGCCUAUUAUUUCAUAUAUCAGCUGUGAUGUUGCAUACGUCCUGUGAAUCCUCUAGAAAUACAGUUGAUAAAGGAUUUUUUUUUUCUGAAUUCAUUUUUUCACCUCCUUCUACAAUAGGUAUAUAUAAUUAUAUAUGCAUUUAGCUUAACCAGCAAAACUAGAGUUGCUGCAUUGUAUUCCUGGAGCUUAUUAUAUACAUUUGUUCUUCUUUCUGCGGAGACCAAGAACAUUGCUUUGAUAUAUACAUAUAUAUAUAUACACAGAGGAUUCAAAUCUA